Argentina anserina (silverweed cinquefoil) is the source of this 2301-nucleotide messenger RNA. RefSeq lists its product as uncharacterized. Gene Ontology annotation, cellular component: endoplasmic reticulum. Bases 1 to 2301 code for a protein of 766 amino acids. NCBI's taxonomy places the organism in Eukaryota, Viridiplantae, Streptophyta, Magnoliopsida, Rosales, Rosaceae. The record is from RefSeq and is a predicted model, not a curated record. Gene Ontology annotation, molecular function: lipid binding. The transcript has 7 exons.
AUGUUGGUGUCGUUGAGUAUUGGGUUUUUGUUCGGGGUAUUGGCGAUUUUGGGCGCUGAAGCCGUGCUACUCUACUUGGUCAUCAACAAAUUACAAUUCAAAACCAAAAAGCCCCAGCACACAGAUAUCCCAAAAUCUCAGGAAAUCCCUCGCCAAUCCCUAGAAUUCAAACAGGGAGUUGUUUGGGUUCUAGAACCAGAAAAAGUUCCAAAAAUAUGGCAGGAUAGAGUAUCAAGAGAGCAAAAGAGAAAGAAGGAAUUCUACGAGAUUUCUCCUAUUAAAAAGUAUGCAAAAUUGAAGAAUCAACUACUCCUUCUUACAGAAUCAGAUGGUUCCCAGUCAGCCGUUCCGUUAAAGAGCUGCACUGUUGAAGCGGUUUCUUCCACUAGUCUUGCUUCUAGAAAAUGGGCCAAACGGUUCCCAUUAAAAUUGGAAAGCAAGACUACCAUAAUCUACAAGGGAAGUAAGAUAUUCUAUAUAUAUCUUGAAACUUCAUGGGAGAAGGAAUCAUGGUGUAAAGCUCUACGUUCAGCAUCUUGUGAUGACAAAGAGAAACUUGACCGGUUUGCCAAGUUGCACGAACAAUUUCAAUGUUACUUGACAUUGUUAAAUGCUGGAUACCCCUCAUUCAUGAAAUAUUCUGGAGUGUUAUCUGCUACGGAGUCUGCUGAUAGGGCAAGCAGAAUUGAUGGUACUUCCUCGAAGGUUCGUCUGUUCUUGAAAAAACUCACUAAGAAGAAUACUAAAGUUGGCCCAGAUAACAAGCUGAGCUGGAUUUCAUCCUUAGGUCGCGAAGAAAGGAAGGUGUUUGAGAAAUUUCGACCAUGCCAGGAUUCUGUUUCUGUGAUUAGCUCGGGUGAUCCUAGUCCACCAGUGAAGAGAGCUCAAAGUUUUUCUGAAGGGAAUACGGCUAUCCCACUAUCGUCAACCUUAAUUCAUACCGGUAGCCAAAGUCAUACUUCUGUCAUAUCCGAUGCUGACUCUGAGGAAAAGCUUAAUAGUGAUGAUGGAACACUUUGUUUGAAUUUGUUACUUUCACGGCUAUUCUUUGACGCCAAAAGUAGCAUGGAGAUGAAAACAUCCAUACAAGCUCAGAUUCAGAGGACAUUGUCCAAUAUGAGGACCCCGAGUUAUGUAGGUGAUGUGAUCUGUACAGAACUUAAUAUUGGGAAUCUCCCACCUUAUAUACAUGGCAUGAGAGUCAUCCCCAUGGACAUGAGUGAUGUGUGGGCUUUAGAGGUUGAUAUUGGGUAUUAUGGUGGUGCGGUGUUAGACGUUGAAACAAGAUUGGAAGUUCGUGAAUUAGAUUUCCCUAAAGGCAUUGGGGAUGCAAGUUCCGAUUCAGGCUCUGCUAGGGAUAUGUCAACCGAUCUUUUUGAAGAAUUUGAGUAUUUUGGAAAGCAUUUGAAUCUUGUUGAAGGUGAAGUUGAUGCAGUAGAGCCUAAGGAGGAGUGCGAUCCAAAACCAGAUGGAUUAAAAAUCUCUAAGAGCAGUAUGCCUGCAUCAAGUAAUGGAUCUAGGUGGAAAUCGCUUCUAAAUUCUAUAGCCAAACAUGUUUCCCAGGUGCCUCUAUCUUUGGCAAUAAGGAUAACUUCCCUUCGAGGAACAUUGCGGUUACACAUCAAGCCGCCUCCUUCAGAUCGGUUGUGGUUUAGCUUUACAUCCAUGCCUGAUAUUGAUUUCAACCUGGACUCAUCAGUGGGAGAUCACAAGAUUACUAGUGGCCGCAUAGCUUUGUUUCUGAUCAGCCGAUUUAAGGCCGCCAUCCGUGAAACCCUAGUGCUUCCAAACUUUGAUAAUGUAUGCAUACCAUGGAUGCUUGCAGAAAAGGAUGACUGGGUACCUCGGAUGAUUGCUCCUUUCAUAUGGGUUAACCAAGAAUCCAUGAAUGAUUCCCCUACUAUUCUAUGUGAAGUGCCAACUGAGGAAAAAUACAGGACGGAAUCUGGUGGGGGAACCUCUAGUGAUCAAUCACAGGGCAAGAAUCAAAAACUAAAAAAAGCCGAUUCUGUUGAAAAAAAGAGGCAUGAAUCCACAAAUAUGUUAGCCUUUCAAGUGAGUUCCAAUGAUCUGUCAGCUGGGACUAGCAAUGGGACCAGCCGAGAACUAAGAACUCCAUUAUUGGUGAAUGGUGAACCGCAAGAACCUCACACACAAAAGCUAGAUGAUAUGGUGGAGUGUCAAUCUCCAUCGAGGUCUCUAAUUUUGUUUGAUAAGCAGGGUAGUCUUGACAGUGAAGAGUGUAAUAACCCCAAUUUUUCAAAACGAUAUUUGGUUGAAUUAAAUUCUAUUAAGUUGUGA